CGCAACCGUGGUGGCGCAUGUGAACUCAUGCCGCCCUGCUAAAGAUGUGAAAAUGGCGGAGCUGCAAAUGCUUUUGGAAGAGGAGAUUCCAGCAGGUCGCAGCGCUCUGUUGGAUAGUUUCACUAAUUUGGAAAGAGUCGCCGAAUAUUGUGAGAGCAACUAUGUCCAGUCUCCAGAUAAGCAGCGAGCGCUGGAGGAGACCAAGAACUACACUACUCAGUCGCUGGCUAGCGUGGCUUACCUAAUCAACACAUUGGCCAACAAUGUCCUGCAGAUGCUGGACAUCCAGGCCUCACAGCUACGCCGCAUGGAGUCUUCCAUCAACCACAUCUCGCAGACGGUGGACAUUCACAAAGAAAAAGUGGCCAGGCGGGAGAUUGGCAUCCUCACCACCAACAAGAACACAUCCCGCACACACAAGAUCAUCGCCCCGGCCAAUCAAGAGAGGCCCGUGCGCUACAUCCGCAAGCCAAUUGACUACAGCCUGUUGGAUGACAUGGGCCAUGGAGUCAAGUGGUUGCAAAGGUUUAAGGCCAGUGCUCAGAGCAUGAAAGCCGGAGGUGGACUCCCUCGCACGAACCCACCGACACAGAAGCCACCCAGCCCACCGAUGAGUGGGAAAGGGACCCUUGGGAGACACUCCCCAUAUAGGACGCUCGAGCCGGUGCGUCCUCCCGUUGUCCCUAACGACUACGUCUCGAGCCCGACGCGCAACUUGGCGCACCCCCUGCCGAGCCCAGCACGCAGUACAUCUGUUAAUCAGAGGAACCGCACGUACAGCAGCGGGAGCAGCGGAGGCAGCCACCCCAGCAGCAGUCGUAGCAGUAGCCGGGAGAACAGCGGCAGCGGCAGUGUCGGGGUGCCCAUCGCCGUACCCACCCCGGCCCCGCCCACUGCCUUCCCAGCCCCUGCUCCAUCCAACACAACUAAACCUACACCCAACACUGCCACCACCCCUGGUCCCAUAGCCCCUACCAUUGAAAGCCCCCCCCAGGCAUCUAACCCACCUGCCGAGAUCCCGCAUGUACCCCCGCCCCCUCCCCAGCUCCCCAUCUCCACAGCCCCCACUGGCACAGGACCCGCUCCUUAUGGAAACUCUGCACAAGGUGCUCCUCACUUCUACAGCAUGAACCGCCCGGGGCAGCCACCCCAGAAUGCCCAUGUCGGAGGAUCUCUGCCGUACCGCCGCCCCUCAUCGGUGACCGGCCAGCCUAAUACCGCACCAAAUCAGAACCAGCUCAAUGGUGGACCACACUUUGCCCAGAAUCAAAGCCCCCUUGCGCCCCCUCCCCCCUCCAUGCAGAUCACCCCUCAGCUGCCCCUGAUGGGCUUUGUGGCCCGAGUUCAGGAGACCAUCUCCGAUGUGCCACCUCCACCGCCCCUUGCAGACGAGCCAGUCUUUGAGGACGCUACACCUCCUCCUCCCCCACCGGAGGAGUAUGAAGAUGAUGAGGAAGAAGAGGAGUCGGCAGUGGUGGAGUAUAGCGAUCCGUAUGCAGAGGAGGACCCACCCUGGGCGCCACGCAGCUACCUGGAGAAAGUGGUGGCCAUCUACGACUACAGUCGCGACAAAGAAGAUGAACUGUCCUUCCAGGAGGGCGCCAUCAUCUACGUGAUAAAGAAGAACGAUGACGGCUGGUACGAGGGUGUGAUGAACGGAACCACGGGCCUUUUCCCAGGCAACUACGUCGAAUCCAUCAUGCACUACGCUGAUUGAGAAACACCCCUUUCCCCUCCUCUCUGAGAAAGACAGAGAAGCUGUCACUAGGGAAGAGGAGGGAAUCAGGGGAGUCAAGGGUUAAAGGUCAAAGACUUUGAACAGACAAGAGCAUGAUCACCUCCGGGAUGGGAUGCUGAGGAGAGCCGACACCCAGUCAUUUUCUACACCUAAGCAACCACUACUUUUUCCUUCCAUGUUUCUUUUUGACUGCUGGUUGAUAUGGAGAGUUUGUGUUUCACAACGAGGCAUUUUCUUUGAAUUUCGUCGGUCAAAAUGCCUUAUUUUAGAGUAAAAUAUUUAUUUGGAAUCUGGUGUGUGGGCAAAAGUAAGUGCGGGAAGGCAAUGUCUUCACAGUCCAGAAGCAUUGGUUAAAAAAUUUCUCCUUGGACAAACAUGGAAACAUGCAACAUUUUUUUUUUUUUUUGUGGUUAGGGCUCAUGGUGGAGUGCUGCACCAACAGUCAUGAUAAGCACAUCCGGUGUCUUGAUGUGACACACGGCUACACUUAGGCGGGGUCACUCAACAAAGGCAGAAAAUGUGUAUAAUCCUUUUACGUUUACACUAAUGGACAGUCACGUGACCUUCCAAAGAAGUGAGGAGUAAAAUCCUCUCUUGCACAAUGUGCAGCCUCUCUGGUGAAUGACAAGUUGAUCUCAAGGUCAGCCUACAGCUCGGAGCUGCUCACUUGCAGUGUUGUUAAGCGGUUCGGAUGAUGUAUUUUUAUUUUGUUUUACUUCUUGAAAAGGAUUUGCAGAGUGGCAUGUUUCUUCUUGAAGGAAAAACAUUGGCUCUGUCGUGAAGAUUUAUGUCUUAACAUUUUUAGAUAUGGUGUGACCCCCGCCCCCCCCCCCCCCCCCACCAGUGAUGAUGCAUUUAGGUCAUUUUGAAGACACUUGUGCCAUAUUGAGAUGUGUGUUGCAGUUGGAUAGAAUGGGAUGGCUUUCUCCCCUCCACUUUUUUUCAAGUUGUUUUAAUAAAAAGGACAUGCAUUUGUAGUGAAGCGAUGUAGAUGAAGAACUAAUAUCCAAGUGACAUAUGUCCUUCGAACCAGAUGUAUUGAGUAUGAAAAGACAGCUGUUGUGUUAAAAUGGAUUUGACCGUUAGAACUGAUACCUCUGUUGUCAGCAGUUUGAGGGUGUAUCAUAAAUGCGCUUGGCAGUGUCCAAUUUAAGCGUGGCCUCAGUACUUAAGCCAGAGACUUUAUUUUCUAUAUUAAAAAAAAGAUAUAUGCCAGUGGGUCUGUAUGUGAGUCUUGCAUGCCAUAAUUAUCUGUGCUUUCCCCAAACCCCACAUGGCAAGAUGAGGCAUUCUAAAAAGAAGCAGUUGUGGCCCACCUCAUCCAAAGAUACGGUUCUACUUUCCUUGGAGCUCACGUCCAAGGUCUUGCUUUCUGACCUGCAGGGAAGCAGGGAGGAGUCAGGCUUGGGAUACGGGAGACAGAGCAAGGGAAGAAGGACCUGACGGACGAUCCAGUCCACAGUCCAUGAUGCCAUUGUGUUGCACAUUUGAAGUUGAUUUGCAAGAGUCUCAUAUUUGUAAAAUCCAGAGAACAAAGACAAUAAAAUGUAAGGAUUGAAAUGCA
This is a messenger RNA of Hippocampus zosterae (dwarf seahorse), 3302 nucleotides long. It is a transcript of the gene abi2b, whose product is annotated as abl-interactor 2b. Gene Ontology annotation, cellular component: lamellipodium. NCBI's taxonomy places the organism in Eukaryota, Metazoa, Chordata, Actinopteri, Syngnathiformes, Syngnathidae. Gene Ontology annotation, molecular function: SH3 domain binding. The record is from RefSeq and is a predicted model, not a curated record. The transcript has 12 exons. The coding region runs from base 53 to 1717 and encodes 554 amino acids.